Rosa rugosa (rugosa rose) is the source of this 1376-nucleotide messenger RNA. RefSeq names its product protein rough sheath 2 homolog. The transcript has a single exon. NCBI's taxonomy places the organism in Eukaryota, Viridiplantae, Streptophyta, Magnoliopsida, Rosales, Rosaceae. The coding region runs from base 130 to 1218 and encodes 362 amino acids. The record is from RefSeq and is a predicted model, not a curated record.
UCACACGCCAAUUCCUCUGUCCCGCGUCAUCCCCUCUCUCAAAUCCCAACAGAAAACCAAACCCACCUCUCUCUCUCUCUCGCGGGGUCGUCGUCCUCUCGUCCCACAGCCACCAAGUAUGGUGCCGAAAUGAAGGAGCGGCAGCGCUGGCAACCCGAAGAAGACGCCCUCCUCCGCGCCUACGUGAAGCAGUAUGGCCCCAAAGAAUGGGCCCUCGUCUCCCAGCGCAUGGCCCAGCCCAUCAACCGCGACCCGAAAUCCUGCCUCGAGCGCUGGAAGAAUUAUCUGAGGCCCGGCCUCAAGAAGGGCUCCCUCUCCCCGGAGGAGCAGUCCUUGGUCAUCGAGCUUCAGGCCAAGUACGGCAACAAGUGGAAGAAGAUCGCCGCCGAGCUCCCCGGCCGCACCCCCAAGCGCCUCGGCAAGUGGUGGGAGGUCUUCCGCGAAAAGCAGCUCAAACAACAGCUCACCAAGCACAAGCCCGGCUCCGCCGCCGCCUCCCAAGCCUCCACCGCCGCGUCCUCCUCGUCGACUCAGCCCCCGGAGGGGAGUAUUCCGGUCGCCGCCGGGAUCUCCUCGCCGGAGAGGGCCGCGCAGGGGCCGUACGACCACAUUUUGGAGACGUUUGCUGAGAAGUACGUCCAGCCCAAGCUCUACGGCAUGAUGUCCGAACCCGACCCGCUUCUCUCGCUCGGGUCGGCCGCCGCGACGCCUUCCGUUCUGCCGCCGUGGAUGAACCCGCCUUCCGCGGCGUCGUCCACGUCCUCCACGACGCCUUCUUCUUCGGUGAGCCUGUCGCUCUCGCCGUCGGAUCCGGGUUACGACCCGGACCCGACCCGGGUGCAGAUGGGUACGCUGGUGCAGUGGUGCAAGGAGGUGGAGGAGGGGAGGCAGAGCUGGGUGCAGCACAAGAAGGAAGCCACGUGGCGGCUGAGCAGGCUGGAGCAGCAGCUGGAGUCGGAGAAGGCGAGGAAGAGGAGGGAGGCGAUGGAGGAGAUCGAAGCCAAGAUAAGGGCGUUGAGGGAAGAAGAGAUGGCGUUUAUGGGUCGGAUUGAGAGCGAUUACAGAGAGCAAAUGAGCGUUUUGCAGAGAGAGGCGGAGAGCAAGGAGGCCAAGCUGGUGGAAGCUUGGUGCAGUAAGCAUGUCAGGCUUGCUAAGCUUGUGGAUCAAAUUGGGGGUCAUGGCCAUAAUAAUCAUGCCUGUCAUGGCUUCACCAGUUAAAAAUUAAACGAACUAGUGUGUGUGACCAAAUCAUGCUUUGUUCCCUGCAUUUUGAGUACUUUGUUAGAGAUGGGAUCUCAUCAUAGGGAUGUGUUCUAUUGUCUCUUCAAUCUGUUCUUUGUGAUUCAAGCAUUGGAUGCAUAGUGUUUGAUUUGGGA